Messenger RNA from Girardinichthys multiradiatus, 5049 nucleotides. It is a transcript of the gene inpp4aa, whose product is annotated as inositol polyphosphate-4-phosphatase type I Aa. Gene Ontology annotation, molecular function: phosphatidylinositol-3,4-bisphosphate 4-phosphatase activity. Lineage: Eukaryota; Metazoa; Chordata; Actinopteri; Cyprinodontiformes; Goodeidae. The record is from RefSeq and is a predicted model, not a curated record. Gene Ontology annotation, cellular component: cytoplasm. Bases 254 to 3148 code for a protein of 964 amino acids. The transcript has 24 exons.
AAGCCUUGCUUCCAUCAGGGUAUUACGUCUGGAUGUGUCAGAGGGAGUCAGGGCGAGUCUUGACUGCAGGCAUCGUCAUUGCAACCAGGAUGCGCAUCAGUGUGACAAGAAGCCUUCAUCUUGUAACUAAAGAUAUAUCACAAUCAAGCACCUGAAAAGACAGAGCAACAAAGCACAAACCAGUUUUAAUCUCUGAGUCUGCUCCUCAAGCUCUUUCCUCUAAAUCCAUCCUCUGCGCUGACUCGAGCCCGCCAUGUCUGGGAAGGAGCGCAGCCCCCGCCAUCGGCCGUGGUCGGUCUACCGGGCCAACACCUUUGAUCUUUCUGCUGAAAUGAUGGGGCUUGCUCUCUCAGGCAACAGUCAAGAUCCAGAUGAACCAGUUCUGGAGUUCAGUGUGGCCUGCAGUGAGCUGGUUACACCCUCUGUGGACCGCAAGCCAACCAGCUUUGUGGCCGUCAGCUGCACCACUCCACCACAGGCCUUCUGGACUAAACACGCUCAAACUGAAAUCAUAGAGGGCACCAGUAAUCCCAUCUACCUGAGCAGCAUAGCGUUCUUUCAGGACUCUCUCAUCACUCAGCAGACUCAGGUCAAACUCUCCGUCUAUGAUGUAAAGGACCGAUCACAGGGCACGAUGUACAUGCUUGGUUCAUCCAUGUUUUCUGUAAAGGAGUUGCUGCAGGACAAACACCACAGGCUGCACUUGACUCUAAGGUCAGCAGAGAAUGAGCGUGUGGGCAACAUCACCGUCAUCGCCUGGCAGAUAGAGGAGAAGCGUGAACAGAGGGCACCAGUUGCAAGAUUACAAAGGGGGGACACGGUCAAUGGAAGGAUGGUUCUCCCUGUCGACGAAAGCUUGACUGGAUCCACGAGUAUCAAAUCCAAGUCUUCGUCUUUAUGUAAAGAUCCGAUGCUAAAAGCAGUUUUUGGAGACGUCAUGUCACGCACUUAUCGUUUCCCAACUACGGAUGGAAACCAUCUGCGCGUCCUGGAGCAGAUGGCCGAAAGCGUCCUCUCCUUGCAAAUUCCUCGACAGUUUGUGAAAUUGCUUCUGGAGGAGGAUGCUGUGAGGGUGUGUGAGCUGGAGGAGCUGGGUGAGCUCGCUCCAUGUCGGGAGAAUCUCAGGAGGCAGAUCAUCACUCAGUAUCAGACCAUCAUCCUUACAUACCAGGAGACCAUAAGUGACCUGCAUGAAUACAAAGGACCUUCAUUUAAGCCCAGCACCUUAAAAGCUGAGAGGAAGUUGGAAUUCAUUCCCACCAACCUUCACGUCCAGAGGAUGAGAGUACAAGGAGAGACGGGUUAUGAUUGGACGUACGACGUUGUGACCAUAGGGGCUCCUGCAGCACAUCAUCAGGGCUUUAAAGGCUGUGGUCUUAGAAAACUGCUACACAAGCUUGAAGAAGCCAGGAAACACACUUAUGAGGAAGAGAGUUCUGCUGGCUUUGGUUCCAAAGGAAUGACCUACCAGCCUCAGGAUGUUGUUAAAGCAAAGGAGCUGAUUGCUCAAAUUAACACGCUGAAGACGCAAGUGUGUUACUACACCGAACGUCUGUCCAGAGCUGCCAAGGAACGCUCAGCCAACGCUCUAGAGAGAACUCUGGCCAUCUUAAUAGAGAAGACCCGUCAGUUGGUGACAGUGUGCGACUCCAAGCUGCUCUCAUCAGCCAUUGUGGCCCUUGCCGCCGCCCGCCCCCAAUUCUCUCAGCAAAGCACUCCGUCUCCAUCCUCCUCUUCCCUCUCACCUUCUUCUCGCUCUCCAUCCUGUUCCCCCUCUCGCCACCCCACCUCACCUUCCCGCCCUGCCACCUCUCCAUCAAGGCAUGUAACUCUACCAGAGGGCAGUGAAGAGAGCAAAAGCAAGCGUGCCUCAACGCAGUCGGACUAUCACGAGGAAGAGUGGGAGAAGGUUUGGUUGAAUGUUGAUAAAAACCUUGAGUGCGUGAUCCAGACGGUGGACCGGCUCCUACAAAGAGACAAACUCCAAAGCGACAGCAGCUCUGAGGACGUCUUUCUGCUCGCCAAUGAGGUGCCGAGUAACACCAAGAAAGAAAGCAGUCUAGAAGUUGACAAGAAAUCUCCUGGUGAAUGGAACGAAGUGCUGUAUCCCCUUCUAACCACCCUGACAGAAUGUGUGUCUCUGAUGAGCGACAAAGCAAAAAAAGCCUUGGUGUUUCUGCUGAUGCAGGACAGCGCCCCCACAAUCGCCAUGAGCCUCACUAUGCAGUAUCGCCGAGACGUUGUUUUUUGCCAGACGCUGACGGCGCUGAUCAGUGGCUUCGUUCUCAAGCUGAGGAACUGUCUCUGCGACUCGGGCUUUCUGCGGCAGCUGCACACCAUUGGCUUAUUGGUUCAGUAUGAGAGCCUCCUCAGCACCUACGGGGAGGAGUUGGCCAUGUUGGAGGACAUGAGUGUCGGCGUAAUGGACCUGAGAAAUGUCACCUUUAAGGUUACCCAGGCAACCUCUGGUUUCAGCCCUGACAUGCUGCCGUUGAUCACAGGAAACAGGACUGGAUUCAACGUCAGGGUUCCCAUGCCAGGCGUGAUGUUCGACACACUGCCAAGAGAGAUCCAGAAUGGGAUGCUGCUUCGGGUGCAGCCCGUCCUGUUCAACGUGGGGAUCAACGAGCAGCAGACGUUGGCUGAGAAAUUUGGAGACACAUCUCUCCAAGAUGUCAUCAACAUGGAGAGCAUGACUCGUCUCAGUUCAUACUAUGAUCAGUUCAAAGAAGUCCUUCCAGAAGACUGUCUCCCUCGGUCCCGCAGCACCACCACCCUGCCUGACAUCCUCAAGCUGCUGAGUCAGAAUGUGAACACCAAGAAAAGCAAGAACGUAGAAAUUCUGUGGCAGGCAGCCGAGGCAUGUCGCCGGCUGAACGGAGUGCGUUUCACCAGCUGUAAAAGUGCCAAGGACCGCACAGCCAUGUCCCUGACCCUGGAGCAGUGUCAGAUCCUGCAGCAGGAGCACGCCAUGGCACCGCAGGUCUUCUACCAGGCCUUGGAUUGUAUGCGCAGUGAGGGUUGCAGGAGAGAGAACACCAUGAAGAAUGUGGGAUGUCGAAAAUAUGCCUUUAAUGCUCUUCAGCUCAAGGCCUUCCCAAAACAGUAUCGCCCCCCAGAGGGGACAUAUGGGAAAGUUGAGACCUAAAUGGACUCAUAUUUGCAUAUUUGAACCAAGAGACUGAAAUUAUAUAUAUAUAUAUAUACAUAUAUAUAUAUAUAUAUAUAUGACACAAAAAUACCAGACAAACUCCCACAACAUCCCCUGGUUUUGUGUUUAGUCCGUGCUAGGAUAAUCACUGUCCAAGUGCCAGUGCUGCUAGAUUGUUUCAAAGCUGUGAUUCCCCCCUCUCAGCUUUGCUAGAAUCACAAUUCACAGCCAAAAUUAGCUCAGAUUUAGCUUUCUGUGUCACAUUGUAGGCUGUGUGCAGACAGUGUCGUGGCUGCACCAGCUGUAGCAUCUGGAGGUUUGCAGCCAUGCUGGGUUAAAUAUAUUCUAAUUUCUAUCUGAGAACAUGUAAAAUAUAUCUAUAUGUGAGACAGAUUAUAGUACUGGAAAACAUAUUAACCACUUUACAGAUUUCUUCUGGGUUGUUUUUUUUUUUUUGUCUCACUUAAAAGUUUCAGAUCAUUAAAUACAUUUUAAUAAUAGACAGAGAUAAAUCGAGUAAAGACAAAACACAGUUUUGAAAAUUAUGAUUUCAUUUAUUAAGGGAAUAAAUUAAAUGUAGUUUGGGAAAAACAUGGAACAGUGGAGAAUCUUACCAAGGGUGGCAGCCACCUGAAAUGAUCCCAAAAGCACAUCUAUCAUUCAUCUUGGAGGUCACAAAAGAACCCAGAGCAACAUUUAAAGCACUGCAGAGCUCAGUUUCAAGGUCAAUGUUCGUGAUUCAACAAUAAGAAAGAAACUGGGCAAAAAUGGCAUUCAUUGGAAAGCUCCAAGGUGAAAACCAUUGCUGACCAAACAGUACACAGAGGCUUUUCCCAAAAAACAUAUUGAUGAUCCUCAAGACUUUUGGGAAAAUAUUCUGUUGACUGACUGGAUAAAAGUGGAACUUUUUGGAAGAUCCCCUUACAACUAGUGUAAACUAAUACAGCAUUUCAGAAAAAUAUCAUAACACCAGUCAAACAUAGUGGUGGUAAUGCGGUGAUCUGGGGUUGCUUUGAUGCUUCAGGACCUGGACAACUUGCUGCAACUGAUGGAACCAUGAAUUCUUCUCUCUAACAUAAAAUCCCAUAACAGAACAUCUUGCCAUCAGUUUGUGACUUUAAGCCCAAGCCCACUUAUGCAGGGGGACAAAGGUUUUAGAGUGGCCUAUUUAAAGUCCAGACCUAUAACCGAUUGAGAUCCUGUGUGUGACCUCAAAGUCAGAAAUGCCCCAAUGUGGCUGACAUAAAAACAAAUCUGCAAAGAAAAUGUGGCAAGAUAUGAUUUCCAAAGAAAUGUAAAGACUCAUUGCCACUUCAUGAAAAUGUUUAAUGGCAGUUAUUGCUGCCAAGGAUGGCACAUCCUUUACUACUGUAGGUUUAGAGGUAAAUAAUUUUUCACAUAGGGCCAGAUUGGUUUGAUGGUUUUUUUUUUCCUUAUUUGAUGAAAUAAAAUAAUUUAAAAACAGUUUUUUAUAAGUUGGGUGAUAUUAAAAUCUGUUUGAUAAUCUGCAAAAAAAAAAACCCAGAAUAAAUAAGGGGGGUAAAUACUUUUUCACUGCGCUGUAUAUGGCAUCUGUUUGUACUUGUCAACACUGUUAUUACUUGAUGUCGUCAUAAUAGCAGGUAUAGCAACUCAGUUGAUAUUUUUUUUUCUAUUUUCAACAUGCAUUAACAAAAGCCUUAUAUAGCUUAUUUAACUGUCACGGAGCUUUGUGAGCAACCUGCCGGACCUGCUGACUUGAUUCUUCAUAAGUAAAAAUAUCUGUUAUUGUGCAUAGCUGAUUUGUUUGAAAGAUUAAUCACCAACUGCAUAAAGUUAAUAGAGGCAUUUUGAAUAAGUUAUUUCAGUUUAUUUGCAUCUGUAGCAGUUUAAAAAAUAAACUCAACUAAAGAACCCAA